UAUUUAAAGUCGGUUCAGAGUCCAGGCCAUCCCUUUCCCUGAUCGCUCUCUCUCUCCCGCUUCAGGCGCCUUCUGUCUUCGCCACACCGAACUAGCCAUGACUUCCUCCACGGCUGGGCGCCCCAUCUUUCGGGAAGGAGAAAAUUGCAAGCCGUCCUGGAAAGAGGCAUCUGCAGGCUACAACCAGACAGAUACCCACUUGGAGAUCAUGGGGAAGCCGGUGAUGGAGCGGUGGGAAACCCCCUACAUGCACUCCCUCGCUACUGUGGCCGCCUCCAAAGGGGGCUGUGUCCUGGAGGUGGGCUUCGGCAUGGCCAUCGCUGCCAGCAAAAUCGAGGAGUUCGACAUCGAGGAGCACUGGAUUAUCGAGUGCAACGAGGGGGUGUUCCAGAGGCUGCAGGAGUGGGCCAAAAUGCAGCCACACAAGGUUAUCCCCCUGAAGGGGCUGUGGGAAGAUGUCGUCCCAACACUGCCCAGUGAACAUUUUGACGGAAUCCUCUAUGACACCUACCCCCUGUCCGAGGACACCUGGCACACGCACCAGUUUGGCUUCAUCAAGUGUCACGCGUAUCGCCUGCUCAAACCCGGUGGCGUUCUCACUUACUGCAACCUGACCUCUUGGGGGGAACUGCUCAAGGACAAGUAUUCCGACAUUGAGAAGAUGUUUCAGGAAACACAAGUGGCGCACCUGGUGGAGGCCGGCUUCAAGGAGAAGAACAUCCACACCACCGUCAUGGAUUUGACCCCCCCAGGUGACUGCAGAUACUACUCCUUCCCCAAGAUGAUCACCCCGACCCUCGUCAAAUAAUAUCGACCCACAGUCCAUCCCAGUAACCCGAUUCCGCAGAAAGUGCCCCUUAGCAAAGACUGGACAGAAGAAAUGGGGAAAAGUCCCCCCAUCAGCAUCUGGAGAAACAGAUGUUCAAGAGGAGGCACUGACCACGGUCUACUCAGCCUCGUCAAAGCGAGUGGAUUAAUUUCAGUCACCUCCCCCCCCCGCCCGACGCCAUCCAUCUACUAACUGGACUAGCACCGCAACUGAGUUACUGGCAAGUUCUGGGGCACAAGUUAACCCACCCUUUGGGGGAUCCUCACCAGGUUUCAUGAGGGUGGCUGCAAAAUCCAACACUGAAUACACUUUAUCUUGACAACCUCAUUUUCGUUUCUUUUUUAAAAUCAGCUUCUAGCUCUGCGGAGGUAAGCAUGAAGCCAUUUGUCCAGUACCUUGUGAAAUCUAGGACAGAUGUGACCUGGGGGAGGGGAAAGAAGGAGGUGUUUGGGCCCCUCCAAUUGGGGGGGGACUGUGGUUCAAUGCUCCCUCUAAGCUGUGGAGUCUUGUGA
Gekko japonicus is the source of this 1341-nucleotide messenger RNA. It is a transcript of the gene GAMT, whose product is annotated as guanidinoacetate N-methyltransferase. The coding region runs from base 98 to 808 and encodes 236 amino acids. The record is from RefSeq and is a predicted model, not a curated record. Gene Ontology annotation, molecular function: guanidinoacetate N-methyltransferase activity. The transcript has 6 exons. Gene Ontology annotation, biological process: creatine biosynthetic process. Gene Ontology annotation, cellular component: cytoplasm; nucleus. Lineage: Eukaryota; Metazoa; Chordata; Lepidosauria; Squamata; Gekkonidae.